CCCCGGGUUACCGCCAACGGGAGGGGAAAAAGGACAAAAUUCUCGCAGACCGAGAAACGCGGAGGAGGGCAGAGCCGCGCCGGGGAGGAGAGGCAGGCCGGCGAUCGGCCAAUAGGAGCGCGACUCUCCGCACCGCCCGCGGCGGGCCGGCCGAUCGGCGGCGAAGAGGCGCCGCCGGCUUUCUGCGCCUCGUCCCCCGCGCGGGGGGACCCGAAGGCGGCCGGGUGGAGAUGUGCCCUUCGGCGCGGGCGACGCUCGGCCCGUUCCCGCCGGGAAGAAGCCUCUCCGCCCGGCAGCUCCCGGCGAUGCGUCCCGCGGAGCACUCCCGCCUCGCUCCCCGAGCCGGGCGCAGACGGCGAUCAUCGCCGCGGCGCUGCCCCCGGCGCCCUGCUGACGCUCGGGCCGGGCACGGUCGUCGGCCUCGGCCCAGCCUCCCCCCCCCGCCCCGCCGCCCCUCCCUCCCGCUCCCAGAGGCUCGCC
Phasianus colchicus (ring-necked pheasant) is the source of this 480-nucleotide messenger RNA. The record is from RefSeq and is a predicted model, not a curated record. Lineage: Eukaryota; Metazoa; Chordata; Aves; Galliformes; Phasianidae.